UGUCGCGCCUGCGCACUUCGUCGACCCGCGGCGCGUGGUGCCUGCCAGGAUCCCCCGCGCGAGUCACGCUCGAGUCCGGAGCGGACCUCCGUGUGCGCGCUGCGCUUGUGGACCAUGUCGUGGCUCUUUGGCAUCAAGGGCCCCAAGGGCGAAGGCACGGGGCCUCCGCUGCCUCUGCCGCCAGCGCAGCCCGGGGCGGAGGGUGGCGGCGACCGCGGUGCCGGAGACCGGCAAUCGCCCAAGGACAAAUGGAGCAACUUCGACCCCACGGGCCUGGAGCGUGCGGCCAAAGCGGCGCGCGAGUUGGAGCACUCGCGUCAUGCCAAGGAGGCACUGAGUCUUGCGCAGAUGCAGGAGCAGACACUGCAGUUGGAACAACAAUCUAAACUCAAGGAAUAUGAAGCCGCCGUAGAGCAACUGAAGAAUGAACAGAUCCGCGUGCAAGCCGAGGAAAGAAGGAAAACUCUGAGUGAAGAGACCCGGCAGCACCAGGCUAGGGCCCAGUACCAGGAUAAGCUGGCUCGACAGCGCUAUGACGACCAGCUGAAACAGCAGCAACUUCUGAAUGAAGAGAAUUUAAGGAAACAGGAGGAGUCUGUGCAGAAGCAGGAGGCGAUGCGUCGAGCCACUGUGGAGCGAGAGAUGGAGCUGCGACAUAAGAAUGAGAUGCUGCGGGUUGAAGCUGAGGCCCGAGCUCGGGCCAAGGCCGACAGAGAGAACGCAGACAUCAUCCGGGAACAGAUUCGCCUCAAGGCUGCUGAACACCGCCAGACCAUCCUGGAGUCCAUCCGGACAGCUGGCACCUUGUUUGGUGAAGGAUUCCGUGCCUUUGUGACAGACUGGGACAAAGUGACAGCCACGGUGGCUGGAUUGACACUACUGGCUGUUGGAGUCUAUUCUGCCAAGAAUGCUACUGCUGUUGCUGGUCGGUAUAUUGAAGCCCGCUUGGGAAAGCCAUCCCUGGUGAGGGAGACCUCCCGCAUCUCAGUGCUGGAGGCACUGAGGCAUCCCAUUCAGGUCAGCAGGCGACUGUUCAGCAGACCCCAGGACGCGCUGGAGGGCGUCAUACUCAGCCCUAGCCUGGAGGCACGGGUACGUGAUAUUGCCAUCGCAACAAGGAAUACCAAGAAGAACAAAAGCCUGUAUAGAAACGUUCUGAUGUAUGGACCACCAGGGACCGGCAAAACCCUGUUUGCCAAGAAACUCGCGCUGCAUUCAGGCAUGGACUACGCCAUCAUGACAGGCGGGGACGUGGCCCCCAUGGGGCGGGAGGGUGUGACCGCCAUGCACAAGGUCUUCGACUGGGCAAGCACUAGCCGACGAGGCCUCCUGCUCUUUGUGGAUGAAGCAGACGCCUUCCUCAGGAAGAGAGCCACUGAGAAGAUAGGUGAAGACCUCAGGGCCGCUCUGAACGCAUUCCUGCACAGGACAGGACAGCACAGUAGUAAGUUCAUGCUGGUCCUGGCCAGUAACCAACCUGAGCAGUUUGACUGGGCCAUCAAUGACCGCAUCGACGAGAUGGUCUGCUUCGCCCUGCCACAGCGGGAGGAGCGAGAGCGCCUGGUGAGAAUGUAUUUUGACAAGUAUGUCCUUAAGCCGGCCACAGAAGGAAAGCAACGUUUGAAGGUGGCCCAGUUUGACUACGGAAAGAAGUGUUCAGAGGUCGCCCAGCUGACGGAGGGGAUGUCAGGCCGGGAGAUUGCUCAGCUUGCUGUGGCAUGGCAGGCCAUGGCGUAUGCCUCUGAGGAUGGGGUCCUCACAGAGGCCAUGAUGGAUGCUCGUGUCCAGGAUGCUGUUCAGCAGCACCAGCAGAAGAUGCAGUGGCUUACAGUAGAGAGGACCCAGUCCUGAGGGGACCCAGCCCUGAAGGCCUGCUCAGCUGCUGAGCUGGACUUGGACGCCACGUGCACCUGACCACACGAUUCCUCCCUCUUUUCCUGUCCUCUUAGAGAGGCCAACACUGUCCCGAAUGCCUUUGCCCAACCGUGGCAUGCAGGUGGUGUCAGCUUCUCUUGCCUCCCACACCUCCUAGUCUGUUUCUCUCAGCAUGAGUGCUGGCAAAGGAAGGCAGACCCAGGAAUCUACAAGCCCAGGUCAGAGAAGAGAGGAAGCCCAGUGCUGUACCACAGGCCAGUGGCUAUGACUGUGCCAGCAGGAUGGGGACCUGCAGGGACCAGGCUGAAGGCAGGAAGGGCCUCUGCUUGCUGGACAUUGCUCCUGCCCUGUACACAUCUGUGCCAGGAACUGGCCCAGUCCUUAUUUGGUGAAGUGGAUCUGGUGCUAGACUGGCCCUGGCCGCUGCCACCUUCCCCCGGACUGGACCUUUUAAAUCCAGACUCUAAUAAAACUGUGACUGAUUUGC
Arvicola amphibius (Eurasian water vole) is the source of this 2362-nucleotide messenger RNA. Its product is annotated as ATPase family AAA domain-containing protein 3. The record is from RefSeq and is a predicted model, not a curated record. The transcript has 16 exons. Gene Ontology annotation, molecular function: ATP binding; zinc ion binding; ATP hydrolysis activity. Gene Ontology annotation, biological process: mitochondrion organization. The coding region runs from base 115 to 1851 and encodes 578 amino acids. Lineage: Eukaryota; Metazoa; Chordata; Mammalia; Rodentia; Cricetidae. Gene Ontology annotation, cellular component: mitochondrion.